This is a messenger RNA of Doryrhamphus excisus (bluestripe pipefish), 5292 nucleotides long. It is a transcript of the gene kcnt1a, whose product is annotated as potassium sodium-activated channel subfamily T member 1a. Gene Ontology annotation, cellular component: plasma membrane. Gene Ontology annotation, biological process: potassium ion transmembrane transport. Gene Ontology annotation, molecular function: intracellular sodium-activated potassium channel activity; outward rectifier potassium channel activity. The record is from RefSeq and is a predicted model, not a curated record. Lineage: Eukaryota; Metazoa; Chordata; Actinopteri; Syngnathiformes; Syngnathidae.
UCCUCGGAUCAUGAAGACCAAUUUAACUCCCACUAAAAUUCACAUCAUGGGCAUUUUUUGUACUUUUCAUUUUCAAAAGUGUUACAUAAAACACACCUCAUGCACCUGAGGAGGUGAAGGAGAUCUUCUCUGCGCUUGUCCUCCAGGUUCCUCCAGGUUCCUCCGAUGCAACUGACCCGGGAAGAGGACUCUGUCAGGGGGGACUCAGCGCCGCCGACAUCUCGCAGGUCUUCGGGCAAAAUGUGCGGCGAGUGCUACGAGAAUCAAACGUUUAUCAAUGACGACGGCAGCGUGAACGACCGCAAGACACGCUCUUGCAAGGGACCACGCCACACCAUCAGCAGCACCAGCGGGGUGAUCUUGGACAUCUCCAGGUUGAAGAUGGAGCAGCUGGAGAGCGAGGUGCCGCCGUUGCCACCCCGCUUUCGCUUCCGAGACCUCCUGCUCGGGGACCAGAGCUUCCAGAACGACCGGGUGCAAGUUGAGUUUUACGUGAACGAGAACACCUUCAAGGAGCGUCUGAAGCUGUUCUUCAUCAAAAAUCAACGCUCAAGCCUCAGAAUCCGCGUGUUCAACUUCUCCUUGAAGCUGCUCACCUGCCUGCUCUACAUCAUCCGAGUGGUGACGGACAACCCAGGUCAGAGCGCGAGCGCUACUCACAGCCCGAGCCAACCGAACACCGCCGGCGGCAACACCAAGUGCAUGGACUGCCCCUGGAAUGGAUCAGUCCAAGACCGAGACAUUAACUGGGAGUUGAUCUUUUGGGUGGACAGGAAGGUUCCUGUCUGGGCCAUUCAAGUUACAGUGGCCAUCAUCAGCUUCCUGGAGACGAUGCUGCUGAUGUAUUUGAGCUACAAGGGGAACAUUUGGGAGCAGAUAUUCCAAGUUUCCUUUCUUCUGGAGAUGAUCAACACGGUUCCUUUCAUCAUCACGAUCUUCUGGCCAUCCAUAAGGAACAUCUUCAUCCCCGUCUUCCUCAAUUGCUGGCUUGCCAAAUGCGCUCUGGAAAACAUGAUCAAUGAUGUCCACAGAGCAAUCCAGAGAACCAACUCAGCCAUGUUCAACCAGGUCCUCAUCCUCAUCUGCACUCUGCUAUGCUUGGUCUUCACUGGAACGUGUGGAAUCCAGCACCUGGAGCGAGCAGGGAAAAACCUCUCCCUGUUCAACUCCUUCUACUUCUGCAUCGUCACCUUCUCCACAGUAGGCUUCGGUGACGUCACCCCCCGAAUUUGGCCGUCGCAGCUCCUGGUGGUCAUUAUGAUCUGCGUGGCCCUUGUGGUGCUGCCGCUGCAAUUUGAGGAGCUGAUGUACCUGUGGAUGGAGAGCCAGAAGUCUGGGGGGAAUUACAGCCGCCACCGCGCGCAGACAGAGAAACACGUGGUAUUGUGUGUCAGCGCGCUUAAAAUCGACCUGCUCAUGGACUUCCUCAAUGAGUUCUACGCCCACCCCAGACUGCAGGAUUACUACGUGGUGAUACUGUGUCCGAGCGAAAUGGACCUGCAGGUGCGGAGGGUACUUCAGAUCCCUCUGUGGUCGCAGAGAGUCAUCUAUCUGCAGGGAUCGGUUCUCAAAGACCAGGACCUGCUCCGAGCCAAGAUGGACGACGCUGAGGCCUGUUUCAUCCUGAGCAGUCGUAACGAGGUGGAUCGCAUGGCGGCGGACCAUCAGACCAUCCUGAGAGCCUGGGCCGUCAAGGACUUUGCUCCAAACUGUCCACUUUAUGUUCAGAUCCUCAAACCUGAAAACAAGUUCCAUGUCAAAUUUGCAGACCACGUCGUGUGUGAGGAGGAGUUCAAGUACGCCAUGUUGGCUCUUAACUGUGUGUGUCCUGCCACCUCCACCUUGGUCACGCUUCUUGUGCACACCUCCAGUGGACGGGAAGGACAACAGUCUCCGGAGCAGUGGCAGAGAAUGUACGGGUGUUGCUCCGGCAACGAGGUCUACCACAUCAGGCUGAGCGACAGCAAGUUUUUCGGGGCAUACAGCGGCAAAAGCUUCACCUACGCUUCUUUCCACGCUCACAAAAAAUAUGGAGUGUGUUUGAUUGGCAUCAGGAGGGAGGAGAACAAGAGCAUCCUUUUAAACCCCGGCCCUCACCACAUCAUGGCUGCCACAGACACCUGCUACUACAUCAACAUCACAAAGGAGGAAAACUCAGCCUUCAUCUUCAACCAGGAGGAACGGAAGGGACGCGCUGGUGUGGGACUCUAUGACGGACCCUCGCAGCUUCCCGUGCACAGCAUCAUUGCCAGCAUGGGCACCGUGGCGAUGGAUCUUCAGAACUCCAGUCCGCCUCACAUACCGGGCGCUAAGCUGGUACCGCCCGCGCUCAACGGAAUGGGCAGUCGUCGCCCGAGCAUCGCUCCGGUUCAGGAAAUCGCAGACUCUUCGGCGAUCCUGCCAUGUGACCUUCUUGGCGACCAAUCAGAGGAUGACUCUGUCUUCAGUGAUGAGAGAGAGCAUUCGUCCACCGAGUAUGUGAAAGGUUACCCCCCUAACUCUCCUUACAUCGGAAGCUCGCCCACCUUGUGCCAUCUGCUGGCUGAGAAAGCCUCAUUUUGCUGCCUACGUCUGGACCAGGGUUGCAGGCACAACAGUUCAGAAGACGCCAAGGCGUACGGUUUCAAAAACAAGCUGAUCAUCGUGUCCGCUGAGACAGCAGGGAAUGGUCUCUAUAACUUCAUAGUGCCUCUCAGAGCGUAUUACAGACCCAGGAAAGAACUGAACCCCAUCGUGUUACUGCUGGACAACCUGCCAGACAAUCACUUUCUAGAAGCCAUCUGUUGCUUCCCCAUGGUCUACUACAUGGCGGGGGCCAUUGACAAUCUUGACAGCCUGCUUCAGUGCGGCAUUAUAUACGCCGACAACUUGGUCGUCGUGGACAAAGAGAGCACAAUGAGCGCAGAGGAGGACUACAUGGCCGACGCCAAAACUAUUGUCAACGUGCAGACAAUGUUUCGGUUGUUUCCCAGCCUAAGCAUCAUCACGGAGCUCACACAUCCGUCCAACAUGAGGUUCAUGCAGUUCAGGGCAAAGGACUGCUACUCUCUGGCUCUCUCCAAGCUGGAAAAGAAAGAGCGUGACAAAGGCUCCAACUUGGCCUUCAUGUUCCGCCUCCCCUUCGCCGCAGGCCGAGUGUUCAGCAUCAGCAUGCUCGACACGCUGCUCUACCAGUCUUUUGUGAAGGACUACAUGAUCCUCAUAGCGAGGUUGCUGCUGGGACUGGACACCACUCCUGGAUCAGGAUACCUCUGUGCUAUGAAGGUCACUGAGGGAGACCUGUGGAUUGGUACCUAUGGAAGACUCUUCCAGAAGCUCUGCUCAUCCAGUGCCGAAAUUCCAAUUGGGAUCUACCGGACCGAGUCACACAUUUUCUCCACUUCUGAGGCAAGAGGAACAUCUACAUCAGGAACAUCUCAGGCAUCCGUGGAUGAGUGCGAGGACACAAGGGACAGAGGUCAAGAGCCCCAGCGCCCCAAUGAUCAGUCGGACCGCCCCCUGCUUAGAAAGAAGAGCAUGCAGUGGGCGCGUCGUCUGAGUAAAAGAAGCACGCGGUGGCAGGGGACAAGCCGGGACUCCACCAAGGACCACGCCCAGCGCAUCGCCCAGCAGCGUCUGAAUCUCUACCGACGCUCUGAACGGGAGGAGCUUUCUGAGCUGGUGCGCAACCGCAUGAGGCAUCUGGGACUUCCUACCUCAGGAUACGAGGACUUGAACAAUCUGACAGCCUGUGAUGUCAUGAACAGAGUCAAUCUGGGAUACCUCCAAGAUGAACAGAACGACCACCAAAACACGCUGUCCUAUGUCCUGAUCAACCCGUCACCUGACACCCGUCUAGAGAUCAAUGAUGUUGUGUACUUGAUACGCUCUGAUCCUCUGGCUCAUGUCCCCGAAGAGCCCCCGAUCCACAGCAGUAGUCUGAAAGAGAGGCACGAGUCCAGCUUUGAGACCAGGGAAGACACACAACUCUGAUCCCUUGGCCUUACCUGGAGGUUUAAACCACUACGGGACCAGCACCGCAGUCUUCUACGGUCAUCUCUCGAGUAGCUCCUUUUUUGGCAGGUGGCCUUUGACAGCAUCACGACGAACCAGACGGCGGCUUUCGGGUUGAAUGAUCGGUUUUGUUACAACUUAGAGAGCCCUCAGGUGAAGUACAAACCCAACUGAAAGACGGAAGUAUUUCAUCCACGUGAAUGCUGCACUCAGGACGCGGAAAAGAAAGAAAAUAAAGCUGGUCCCUCCUGCGUUUCCACAAACUUGGAAACAUACAACGAUCCCAAAAGGUCUUGAUAAGGUCAGGAAUUAAGAGUCAAGGACAAAUAAGGGGUCGAGUUUCUUACUUGAUGAAGAAAUGUGUCGAAAUUAUUUUCCCUCGUUUAUCACGGUCAACAGGUUCCAGACUCGAUGUGAUAAGUGAAUUUUGGCAAAGCGGGACUCCCUUUUUAUAAAUAUAUUCUUUUCGUAGAGCAUGGAAAUCCUUCUAAAUACACCAUUAGAGCCUUCAAGAGAUGAAAUAGCACCCCUACAGUCACCUUUACACUUGUAUUACCCAAUAUAGUAGACAUAAGAGAAAAGACCUUUAAUAAAUAUACCAUAUUUUCCGGACUAUAAGUCGCACUUUUUUCAUAGGUUGGCUGUUCCUGCGACUUAUACUCCAGAGCGACUUAUAAAUGAAAAAAAUGUUUUUGUUACAUAAACACUGGACACCUUUUCUGUUUAUGGUUAUUUUUUGUGUAGCUGAAUAAGCAUUGUGUUAGCAUAUCUUACACCUAUUCAGCCUGUUCUCUAUUCUUUUAUUGUUAGAACUUGCCUUCCAAGAGGACGUAAUGUCUGUUUUAGUCACGUAGUUUGGAAAAUAAAUUACCUGCAAAAAAUGCGACUAACUCCAGUGCGACUUAUGUAUGUUUUUUUUUUCUACCUAAUUGUGCAUUUUUGGCCUUGUGCGACUUACAGUCCAGAAAAUACGGUAUUUGGAAAAACGCGAUCGUGAAAGUCGAAGCAUGACGUGGUGAGGGACAACUCUUGUGCAUUUAUCGCAGGUUUCUAUCCAUCUUUAGUUGAUUAAAGCUGGACUGACUGUAUGCUCUGUAAACUAUACUUCAAUUUAAGCUUGACUAUUUAUUACAAAAACCUUUGCAACUACAAGUUUAAAAACAAGUUAGUAUUUUUGUAGCUGGGCAUUAGCAGUAGUUAUACUCUAGUGUUGAGGUUUUCAUUUGUAGGAGUAACAAUGAUCGUUAUGUAUUGAUGUUUGUACUCUACUCAGCUGACUUUAAACAGGGGACUGAUGUA